Messenger RNA from Ctenocephalides felis (cat flea), 2402 nucleotides. Its product is annotated as netrin-1-like. Gene Ontology annotation, molecular function: protein binding. The record is from RefSeq and is a predicted model, not a curated record. Bases 194 to 2311 code for a protein of 705 amino acids. The transcript is spliced from 7 exons. NCBI's taxonomy places the organism in Eukaryota, Metazoa, Arthropoda, Insecta, Siphonaptera, Pulicidae.
CCCUCUCACGUGCAGAGCACGUGCGUAAUAUCAAACGGACUCCCUUCAGAGGCAAGUGUCAGUGUGCAUACAAGUGAUAAAGCUAUUCCAGGUUUUUAUUAGUUUUGGUUCGAAAACGCUUUUGAGUGUGCUAUGAUGUAUUUCGAUCGCAAUUAAAUUUAGUGUCAAACAGAUUUUUCUCGUGCGAUUCAACAUGCGGUCGUGUGUCUUAUCACUGGUGGUGCUGUGCGCGCUCAAUCCGUUACAACCCUCUACUGAAGCCGGUGAAUCUUAUAUGAAAAUGUUUAAUAUGCAGAAAGGAUCGGUGGACCCUUGUUACGAUGAUGACCGCCCUCGACGCUGUAUCCCUGAUUUCGUAAAUGCUGCAUUCAAUCAACCCGUCCAAGCUUCGAGCACCUGUGGCCAACAUGCUCCCGUGCGAUAUUGCGAUACCGGCGACAACGGACAGUGCCAUGUGUGUGAUGCUGCUUCACCUCGCAGACGCUUUCCGGCAUUGCAUUUGACUGAUCUGAAUAAUCCAAACAAUAUUACCUGCUGGCGUUCUGAACCUUUAUCUCCGCCCUUGUCUGUACAUUCACCUCCGGACAAUGUCACUUUGACAUUGUCUUUAGGUAAAAAGUACGAGUUGACCUACGUCAGUCUCCAAUUUUGUCCUAAAACUGCUAAACCCGAUUCUAUUGCGAUUUAUAAAAGUGCAGACUACGGAAAAACAUGGCAACCCUUUCAAUUUUAUUCGAGUCAGUGCAGGCGCGUGUACGGACGUCCAAACAGAGCUUUGAUCACGCGUCUGAAUGAACAAGAAGCCCGUUGCACAGAUUCGCAUCGACACACCGGGGGCGACGGUCCAGGUCCGGCAGGCCGCAUUGCAUUCAGCACCCUGGAAGGCAGACCCAGCGCCGCCGAUUUCGAUACAUCACCGGUACUGCAAGACUGGGUGACGGCAACUGAUAUUCGAGUGGUGUUUCAUCGCUUGCACAUGCCACAGGACGGAGAUGACGCUGCCGAAGAUGUCCUUGUCGAAGAACCGAUUAAAGGACCACCGUCGGUGCAAGUGAUGGCUUCCCAGAAAUAUCGCGAAUUGCGCGGUAAUACAGCGGAAGAAGAACCUGUUUCCAUUGACGCCGGGGCGAAUAUCAUCAAUAGUUACACUACAUCCACUUCGACGACUACUAUGUCGUAUCAUUAUGCGGUCUCCGAUUUUGCAGUAGGGGGUAGAUGCAAAUGUAACGGACACGCGAGCAAAUGUUUGAUGAGCAAAGAUGGCCAAUUGAGUUGUGAUUGUAAACAUAAUACUGCGGGUAGAGACUGCGAAAGAUGUAGCUUAUUCCACUUCGACAGGCCGUGGGGUCGUGCUACUUCUAGGGAUGCGAACGAGUGUAAAGCCUGCCAAUGUAAUCAGCACGCCCGACGUUGUCGAUUCAACAUGGAACUGUACAAAUUAUCCGGCCGUGUUUCCGGCGGCGUGUGCCUCAAGUGCCGCCACUUCACGGCGGGACGGCACUGCCACUAUUGCAAGGAGGGAUACUACCGCGACCCCAGCAAACCCAUCAGCCACAGGAAAGCUUGUAAACCAUGCGAUUGUCAUCCAAUUGGCGCUUCGGGGAAGACGUGCAACCAGACGUCGGGCCAGUGUCCUUGCAAGGACGGCGUGACCGGCAUAACCUGCAACCGCUGCGCGAAAGGAUACCAGCAGAGUCGCUCGCACAUCGCACCUUGCAUCAGUGAGUACGCCGCUAGGCCACCGCCAAUGCAAGGAUCCAGGGGAACAACACCGUUCGUCUACCGUCCACGUACCACGACCGCGCCGUCGCGAUCAGAGGAGAUCCCACGGGUGAUCCACACGCAGUCGAUGGCGGCAGACCCGGAGCCGGGGCCGAACAGCGGUCCGGGUGCUGCCAGGGACGAAUGCGGAAAGUGUCGAGCAGGGACAAGAAAGUUAAACAUAAACAAGUAUUGCAAAAGAGAUUACGCCAUCAUGGGGAAAGUGUUGGGAAGAGAGAGUAUAGCAGUGGCUGGCAAAGGAGCCCCGUCCGAUUGGGUGCGAUUCACGCUGAACGUGCAGGCCGUGUACAAACGCGGCAGAGAGUCGCGCCUGCGAAGAGGCACCAUAGCUCUUUACGUCAGCAGCGCAGAUCUCGCAUGCAAAUGUCCGAAGAUUAAAACUAAUAGGCCCUACUUGAUUUUGGGACGAGAAUCAGAAGGCACAAUGCCUGGUCUUACAGUAGGACAAAAAUCCAUUGUGAUCGAAUGGAAAGAUGAAUGGCAGCGAAGAAUGCGCAGAUUCCAACGAAGAGGACGAAAAUGUCAUUAGUUUCCAUUACUUACUCCUCUUAGUCCAUAAUAUAUUUAAUUAACUCAACAAAUUUACAAUGAAGAGAACAAGUUUUAAAAAAUAUUUCUUA